CCAGCCAGCCAGCCAGGCAGCAGCCGGAGCUCGUAGCAUUCUCCCAGUGCACAGCUCAGUGCUGCCAGGCACUGCCCCCGGGAGGGAGCCCUCUCCGGCCACUCUCUGCCUAUGCUGCCUACCCACCUCCUGCAGGACACGGCAUUGCAUUGACUCUCCACUAUUAUGGAUCUAUUCGACUUUUUCCGAGAAUGGGACCUAGAUCAGCAGCAGUGUCAUUAUGAACAAGACCGAAAUGCACUCAAAAGAAAAGAAUGGGAGCGAAGAAGUCAGGAGGUCCAGCAAGAUGAAGAUCUAUUUGCCUCUGGGUUUAAUCUUUUCGGGGAGCCCUACAAGGUAAGCCUGAAUGACAAGACGAAUAAAGGAGAUGCUCUUGCAAACCGUGUCCAGAACACACUUGGAAACUACGAUGAAAUGAAAGACUUACUAACUAAUCACUCCAACCAGAGUCAUCUUGUAGGAAUUCCAAAGAAUUCUGUCCCACAAACACCAGUUGAGAAAAAUGAACAGAACUUUUUCCCUGAGCAGAGGAAUAGAGUGGCCCAGUGCCAUCAAAGCAGUAGCCACUCAUCCACCACAAUGCCACCACCUUCAGCCGUGGGACCAAUUUCCACUUUAGCACAUGAGGGAACUAGAAAAUCAAGAACCGAUUGGCCACAUAGUGGGCAUAACUCAACUUGUACACAGUCAAGUCAAGCCAGCGGACAACCAGGCAGGACAAAACACAGUUCAUCUCAUGAUUUAUCACAAAUUAGAUAUGAAGACCUUUACAACUGCCAAAUUGACCAACAUAAAAGUGUUAGCAUUGAUGAACCAGUGCCCACAACAUCCUCUUCUCACGCAAGAAGACACAAUCACUCAAAAUCAUUAAGUGGAGAACACGCUUACAAAGAAAUUACCCAUUCAAAGUCACCUAUUGAUUUAGAAUUUUUGGGACAUGGCUCUAUCUCCCCACUCCCGUCUACAUCCCUUCUACUGGCGGCCAGUGGUCUGUCUACUCAAAACUUUCUCCCCGGACUUCACAGUAAAACAAGCAUGAUGCCACAAAAGCCAACUGCAUAUGUGAGACCAAUGGAUGGUCAGGACCAAGUACCUAAUGACUCACCUGAAUUGAAACCACCAACAGAAAUUGAAGAUGGAUAUAACAACCAGCCUUUUGGAGCAAUACUGGAUGGAAAGGUGAAUGUACCAGUCAGCAAGAGCAAACUGCCAAAGCUUAGCAUUCCGCAAACAAAUGAAGUUGGUCUUCCAAAUGAUCCCAGUUGCAUUGAAGAAAUCUUACGGGAAAUGACCCAUUCUUGGCCCCCUCCUCUGACUGCAAUCCACACCCCAUGUAAAGCUGAGCAGUCAAAGUGUUCAAUACCCAGCAAGGACUCUCAACAUCUGACCUCAGGAUACAGCAUACAAAAACGAUGCGAUGUUACAAGCAAACCAGCAGUGAAAUCCAUCCCACAAAAGUCCAUGCUUGAAGAUGAUCUAAAAUUGAGCAGUGACGAGGAAGACAACGAACAGGCAAGUGAAAAAGCAAAGCUGAGGAGUAUUCCUGCAAACUGCCUCCCUCUGCCGACAGCUCACAGUACCAACCUGGUCAAUUCCAGCGGAGGUUCUGGGAGUUCCAGUGAGUCCGAGACCAGCUCAGAAUCAGAUUCUGACAGCGAGAGCAGCUCUAGUGACAGUGAAGGUAAUGAAGAAAACCGGAAUGCAACCCCAGAGCCAGAACCACCUUCCACAAACAAAUGGCAGUUGGAUAAGUGGUUAAAUAAAGUCAAUCCACACAAUAAAACAAUAAUUAACAACCAAAACGAGGUACAUUCAGAAAAUAAUUCUGAAACGCAAAAUAACCAACAGAUUGAAGGGGAAAAUAAACGAGAACUCAACAGUGUUAUCCCACAGCCUGAGUCCCUAUCCAAAGAUAGGGAGCUGCUGAGCCCAAUAAAGGAAAAAAAUAAACCUAGAGUUCCCCAAAAACCGCCAGAGGCAAAACCUUUGAAACAAAAGUCACCAGCUCAUAAUGAACCUACUCCACAAAGAGCUGUUGCUAAGAAACAACCAAAAAAAGUCGAAAUAACUUCCAGUGCCGAGGACUACAUAUGGAACAAACCAAACCCCACCAGCAGCACACCCAAAGAGAAAGACGUACGAGAAAGCCAAGAACCACCAAAAGUAAGGGCAAAAGCUACUGUUGCUAAAACUGCACCACGAAAGGAACAAAGGACUUGCACAGGAAGCACGUCAGAGAAAAAGAAAGCUAGAGGUGCAAGCAAAAUUGUUCCGAAAUCUAGGGAAUUUAUUGAAACUGAUUCAGCAUCAGAUUCUAACACUGAUCAAGAAGAAGUUCUGCAGGUUAAAAUAUCAACAGCUUGUACCGGGUCCACAAAUCCGAUCAAGUCAAAGGACUGUAGCAGCAACAUCCUAAGUGUUAGCAGCUUAACCAGUAAUAGCAGUAGUAUAUCACUAGACCAGGUCCAUCUUGAUCUUGAAGAGCCGUUCUCUCCUCUUCCCAUUGUACAAAGUGAACUUCUUUCUCCGCUUAGAGAAUUUGAAGACCUUAAAUCUUUAUGGGUGAAAAUAGAUCUUACUUUAUUAUCCAGAAUACCUGGUCAAGAGACAUUUGAGAGUGAGGUUUUAAAGAAUGAAGCAAGAGAUGCAGGUUUUAAACACAAACCUCAAAUACCAGCCACAUGUACUGAGAAAAAUUCUGCAAAAUCCAGAAGGAAGCACAAGCAGUUUGAAAGCAGUGACAUGCCAAGUGACAGCAAAAAACAGCGUCUGGAUGAUAUCCUUGUCCCAUGUCUACUCCUCCCUCCAUGCAUAUCCCCUAUCCCUAAUAUUAGGGCCACCAGCACUAAAGAAGCAAAAAAGACAACGAAGAAAAGAGAAGAAAAAGUCUUUCCUCCUUUGUUGUCGCCUUUGGGGGAUGAGCCAAUCCGUAGGCGACACUCCAGUGAUAACAGCUCCUUCAGUCAGGACGGCAGCACUAAGACUGUGCAUGUUUCCGUAACUUCCACAAGACACAAAAAGAACAGCAGCACAAUAACAAACACUAAAGAAGAAGACAACAGCAUGCCACCAAGUAGUGGUCUGGAGAUCAUUCAGCAUCAUGUAGAGCCUGAUUUAUGGUCCUCGUUACCUGCAAUAACAAAUGGGAACAAUGAUUCUCGAAGAUCAAAAAUAACAUUUGACGAAAUGUUACAUAAUGCUGAUUAUUACAUGCAGGAAGCUAAAAGGUUGAAGCACAAAGCAGACGCUUUGCUAGAAAAGUUUGGCAAAGCUGUGAAUUAUGCUAACGCUGCCCUGUCUUUCAUCGAAUGUGGGAAUGCUAUGGAGCGAGAUCCAUUAGAAGCGAAAUCUCCAUACACCAUGUACUCCGAGACUGUGGAACUCAUCAGGUAUGCAAUGAGACUGAAGAAUUUCACAAGUUCGACUGCCAGUGAAGGGGAAAAAAAGCUGGCCGUUUUAUGCUACCGAUGCCUAUCUCUGCUCUACUUGAGAAUGUUUAAAUUAAAGAAGGACCAUGCUAUGAAAUACUCCAGAUCGCUCAUGGAAUAUUUUAAGAACUCAUCGAAGUCUUCACAGGCGCCCUCGCCAUGGGAAGGCAAUGGCAAGAAUACAGAAACCCCUUCUCCAAUGUCACUGAGUCCAUCGCCAGCAAGUUCUGUGGGAAAUAGCAGUUCAGUACCAGGCUCCUCUUCCACAGGCACAGUGUCUAUCCCCCAGCGCAUACACCACAUGGCUGCCAGUCAUGUUAAUAUCACCAACAACGUCUUGCGCAGUUAUGAACACUGGGACAUGGCUGACAAACUUACAAGAGAAAAUAAAGAGUUUUUUCAAGACCUUGACACAGUGAUGGAGCCAUUAACCCAACACAGUACUAUGACCGAUCUGGUUCGCUACGUUCGGCAAGGACUCCACUGGCUACGCGUUGAAUCUCAAUUAUUGUAGUGUCUGCUUUACGUCAUUGUACAUUUCCCUGCAUUCUACCUCUACCAGCAAAAAGACAGUGGCUGGUGGAUGUCCACUCAUUACCUUGACUUUAACUUUUUGUAUCCUGUCUGUUGGAAGUGGAUUUUACCAGUAGUGGAAAUUCAGAUCAUACCAUAGCAUUAACCAAUUAAGUCAUUCAUUUCCAAAUCUUUAAUAUGCCUUUUGUCUCUUGGAUCCAUUCCUACGUUGUUGAUGAAACGGUACAUUUUUACAAAUAUUGUUUUUAGUCUUCACUGCCUUUACUUAAGUACAUGAUGCACUUUGUGAAGAUUUGGAACAAAAGUCUUAAGUACACAUGUGUUUUAUGAAAACACUUUGAUUGGAAACAUUAUAAGUAUUAUUUUCUAGGGGGGUUGUUGUUUUGGUUGGUAUGAAUUAAAUGCAUAUUGUUUAAUUAUGGUACAUCUAUAAAAUCUAGAAAAUAAUAUAUAUUGAAUACUGAGGGUAAACUAAAGAUGAAUCAGUGUUAAAUAGUGCCAUUACAUUUCUAGAAAUGUGAUCAUUUUUAAGCAAUUAUAAUCCAGAAAAUCCCACUGAACUAAAAUUGAGUGCAGAAAGUAUAUAUUGUCACAGGAUAUCAAAUCUGUUUUUCAGGUUCCCAUUCAUUCUAGUUUUACAGUAUGUUUUAAAGAGCCCUUCUCAAUAGUUCUGACAAUAGUAAAGCAAAAAAAAAAAAUGUCUGUAAGAAGAAUAAAUUAUCUGAUAAAUAUAGGAUUUACCUGUAAGUAAUAAUACUGUAAUAUAUAAAACCUUUGCAAAUUUUUGUUGCACAAGAAAAUGACAGAUGAAAUUUACUGGGGCAUAGAAAUGGCUUAUGCAAGCCAUACAUCAUGGUACUGUUCCCCCAUCUGUCGAUCAGAACCACUGAUUGGUGGCCAUCGACAGUCAGUGAUCUGUCGAAGAAUCUUGGAAAUUCUGCAUGUUAAAAAUCCCUGAUUUGCCAUUCCUGACCAUUUUUGGUUGGGUUUGUCAAACAGGGUAAUGCAACAUGUUUGAUUUUCCCGAUUCUUCAAUCCAGGCAUCUAGGGAUUUGGAGCAAUCAGUUGCUAAUGUAUGGGCCACUUUAAUUGAAAAUACAAGUGCAAAUCUAUUUGCAUAAAUAAAAUUACAAUGCAUACAAAUAUCUAUGGAAAAGCUACUUUCUUAGCUUUAAAGAGUAGACUUGAAUAGCUCUGUUACAUUUCAGCAAACAUUUUUUGUAUAUUAAUUAUUAUCUAAUAUAUCAUUUUGCCAAAGUGUCUCUAGAGAUGUAGAAUUCUGAUAUGUUGAUAAUUUAAUAUUAAUUUAUUAAACAUGUAAUUUCUGCAUAUGUCAAUAGUUUGCUACUGAUUAAAGGAACAAAAAGGUAGAUCUGACUGUGUUAAGGUCAGUGACGCUUUUAAUAUUACAUCUUGAGUUCCUAGUAACUUAUUUAGGUACUUUUUAUAAUGGCUACCUCUCUAGAAGAUAAAAACAAAGUGAGUGGAUUAAAUUAGUACAAUAAUUAUGUAUUCAUGAAUUACCUCAAACUUCAGUUUGAAAACCAAAUGUGCUUGAUCCCACACUUCUUUCUGUUGAUGGGUUGAAUACCUUUUUAAAAUCAUUAGCAAAUGUUAUUGAAAAACAAAACACAUACCCAAAAAAAUGUUUAAAGGAUGUGUGCUUGUUAUUUAUUCAUUUUUGCAUAUGUAUGCUAUCACAAUAUAUAUAAUUCUGUUUGAAUAUUCGGAUUGUGAAGCCAUACCUGUUUAGUCCAAUUAACAGAGUUUUCUUUAGUGUCCAUAUAAGUGUUGAUUGUAUCAAGUAAUGUUCAACUUCCAUUACUGUAGCAAUGAUGAUACAAAAAAAAGUCAGCAAGGCUUACUAGACAUUUCUCUCUUCCGUUGGGGCCUAAAAAUCCAUGAGGGACCUGCACUAAACUCUGAUUUCAGUAAGGCAAGCUUUAUACUAGUGCCUCUAGGCAAGGUAUGAGCAAAUCUGGCAUUAAACUGGUGCCUCUAUGCAAUGCAUGAGCAAAGCUAUGAUUGUAUUGGUGCCUCUAGGCAAGGUAUUAACAAGGCUGGUAUUAUACUGGUGUCUCUAGGCAAUGUAUGAGCAAGGCUGGUAUUAUACUGGUACCUGUAGAGAAGGCGUGAUCAAGGCUGGGACUAUAGUGGUGCCUCUAGACAAGGUAUAAACAAGACAGUCAUUUAAUGGUGCAUCUAGGCAAGGUACAAUCAAGAUGGCAUUAUACUGGUGCCUCACGCUAAGGUAUGAGUAAGGCUAUAUUUACACUAAUGUUUCUUGGCAUGGCAUACACAGGGCUGUAUGUAUACUGGUUUCUGUUGGCAAGACAUUAGCUGGUCUGGAUUUAUACUAGUGUUUUAGACAUAAUAUCAGCAAGAGCAGAUUUUUAUUAGUGUUUUAAGGCUAUCAGCAGGAACUGAUAAACAUUAAGCAAGACACCUAUGAACCCUGCUCACCUCUGAGCAGGUCCACAGGUGAAUAGAAAAUGGUGGGCAGAGUUAUAAGUAAAAUGAUGAAGUCAUGUAAUUAAAGAUCCUUAAUUUCACAAUAAUCAGUAUUAUGCAUUACACCUUCUGUCUAUAUAGCUAUUUAUAUUCUUUAUACUUGGAGCCCAAAAUUCCUACUUUCAGCCAUCUAAUGGUAGUGCUUAGAAUGCCUGUUGAACUACGUUCUGUGUUAAUGUGAGAAUUUUUAUAUGUACGGUAUGAUUUUUAGAAGGCCCAAAAUCUUUUUUUUUUUUGCCUAUGUAACUUGUCUAAAUUUAUUAGAUUCAGUUGUCCAUCCAGUGAUAGCAAUUGCAACUGAUAUUUCCUCUCAAAGCGAGCCAUCAUCUCAAUAAUUUAAUGUUUUAACAAGUGUUGGUGUAUGGGAUAAAAUACAUCGAAAACCCUGCUGGGGUUGUAAAUAACCAAUUACCAGCAUGAGCAUUUUAUUUAUGGGGUGGACUGUGAAUUUUCAAGGGUGUCUUCAUCGCUGGUUAUUAGAGUUUAGUUCAGAGCUGAGCUGCCUCCUCUUCUGGAAAUAAGAAUGAUGAGUUUUGCUGGUACCAUGACUUGGUAGUAUAUUGGUAAUUGUGGUCUUGGUCAGAAUUCUUCAGUAGUGAUCAAACGCAAUAAAACAAUGUGUUAUAGUGAUAACACUUCAUUAAGAAUAAUUGAGGACAGUAAAUUUGGUGAUUUAAUUAAGGUCAUUUAAUGCAGACACUGUGCUGUAUGUCCUUGCCUUAUAUGCCUAGACACAGAUCUGGCUCUGCGGUACAGCUAAAUCAUUCUCGCCAUGUGAAUGAUACUAUUUGUAUCAAGCUACACCAGAGAGAAGUGCAUAUAUUCUGUUGCAUUAUCGCCUACUGUGGUGACAAAAGGCAUAAUCACAGCAAUAGGGACAUUUUUAGAGACUGUUUCUCAUUUAGUACUGGAAGUGCCUGUGCAUUUAGAUGAAAUAAACCCUUGUACUGCUGGGUACGUUAGCCAUGUUUAUUAUGUAUUACACAAAUGGCAGUUCGUACAUAUGUGGUCUACAGAAAUGAAUUUCAUAUAUACGCAUGCAUCUGUAUGUAGGUGUAUAUCUUUAAGUUACAGUCUGUACUGUAUUGUUGCAUAUUGGAUACCACAGUACAGAUAGUACAACAGUGUUGUUACGCAGAUCAGCCAAUGGAAUAUUAGCCUUUGUUAUUAGCAAGUUAUAAUAAUGAAAGCAGAUAUUUAAUUUGAUGGUACAGGACAUGCUAUAUAUGUAAAAUCUAUGCUUUAUUAUUUUAUGGGUGCCCCAGCAAAUGCUCAACAUGAGUUUGGACAAGUUAGUGUUAUUCUGAUUACAUGUUUUAUUACAAGAAGCAAUCAAUUGAAUUUUUCAUGCCAUGUUAGUAACUGUUUAAUAUAUGUAAUGUUUAUGGUAGUAUUAGUAUGAAAUGCUCCCUGGCAAGAUAGCAAUACUACAGUUUAUUUCUUCCAUGAUUAUAUAAUAGUGAAACAUAAAAUGAGCAAAUUGUGAAUGCAGUGCCUAUUGUACUGCCAUUAGGUAUCUGUCACCACUGAGAACUUGCACAUUUGUUUUACUGUGAAAUAAUUAACAUGGAAAUUACAUGUUCUGCAUGUACCAAUAGCUGGAUUCUGUUGAGCCAAAUCAAAAUACAUCUGUUUUAUGUCAGAAUGAAGUUUCUGUACUGUCUGAAACACAGCUUUUUAUGUUUUAUGGUAAGUGUUUGGAGGAUAGUGCUACAUGUGGAUUCUCUUUUUGCUGAGCCUCUUGCCUUCCACUCUCCUGUCCUUGCAAUGUACUACUACUAUACAGGUAGUCACACUGUGACGGGACGACAACUAACUAAAAAAAAUAUAAUUUUGCACAUAUAAUUUAAAAAUAAAUAAUGGGGACAUUUCUGAAAACAUAGGUAAAGACAUGAUGUAGGUGUGGCCGCAUCCCAGGGGUAUGCCCAACCAUAAACUAAAACAAUAUAAUUUUGCACCGACAUUUGGAAAAUAAAUAAUGGGAUGUGCCUAGCACUUUUAAAUUGCUAAACUGUUCCUUUUCCCCUUCAAACACCUCUUCAUUGUUAGACAGAGAGUUGGGAGGUAUCUAUAUGAAAUACCAUAAAUACAUAUAUUUAUAGACUUAUUAAUACCCCUUUUCCACUGCUGCAAAAAUGCAGGAUAUUGCUGGGUCUACCUGUGUCGCUGCUCAGUGGAAAAGGGUCCUUGAAAAAUAAGGACCCGGGUAAUGAUGCAGGGUAAACAGGUGACCCUGGCCAUCCAACCCAGGUCUCAUUAAGAGCAUAUGGAGUGCCGGAUCACCAGUGCUUGGAGAUGAUGUCAUCUCCAAGUGCCAGCAGUGGGGAGACCCAACACUAACCUGGGCCCAGCCUGUGAUGUGAACUGGGUUACUUUCAAACCCCUGUGACUUGAUUUGAAACUGUGUACAGUUACACGUGUUGGACCCGGGUUUUAGGUGGAUAAAAGGUAUUAGCUACAUUCUUCAGAUAUCUAUGUAUUAAACAUGCUACAGUUGCUUGGUAGACACUAGUGGAUCCUCUGGUAACUUUAAUAGUCUACUUGGGUCUGCAAAUUAUUCAGUAUUAUUAUUACGAACUUUUGCACUGAACUGUUUUUGGCUUGGAAAAGUCUGAAAGGUAGUUGAUUGACAUAGGGACAACAUUACAAUGACUGCAACAAAAAUUAUUAUUGUUAUUGGCUGCUAGAGCUCCCUUUAUUUUCUUGAAGUUAUUCAUGCACGCUUCAUAAACUAACCACCAUGAUACUGUAGGUUCAUGUCUUUAUACUGAUCACCAGACUGGGCUGUGCUACAGUAUACUGUAUGUCCUAACCACAAAAUUAUAUUGUAGCCACCAAAAUGUGCUGUACGUUAUCUACUAGCCACCAAAAUGAUCUCUAGUGUGUCUUCUAGUCACAAGAAUGGUCUCUAGUUUAUAUACUAGUUACAGAAUAUUUUCUGAAAUUCUAGGUCAUAUACUAGUCACCAGAAUGGUCUCUGAUUCAUAUGCUAGUCACCAGAAUGGUCUCUGAUUCAUAUGCUAGUCACCAGAAUGGUAAGUGGUUCAUAUAGUAGUCACUAGAAUGGUCUCUUGCUGAUAUACAGUACCAGUCACAAGAAUGGUCUCUGAUUUCUAUGCUAGUCACCGGAAUGGUCUCUGAUUUAUAUAUUAAGCUCCAGAUUGGUGUCUGAUUUAUAUACUAGUCACCAGAAUGGCCUCUGAUUUAUAUACUAGUCACCAGAAUGGUCUCUAGCUUAUAUACUAGUCACCAGAAGGAGUGUUCUGAGGCACAUGGAGAGCUCAAUCCAAAAUUCCCAUUGGUUUAUUUGUGCAUUUAGUUUCUGCUUCUGAAUUGGGAGCACAGCAAAGUAACAUUUUCCCUGGACAAACUGUGUUGCAAUGCAAAGGUUACAUAUGCAUAUAUUUUCUUGCUGUAUUCUCAGCUCAGAAUCGUCCCCUUAGUUACACCACUGAUAUAACAUCUGAAGUAUUUUUAUUUCUAUUUUUUCAGCAACAACAAAUAAUCUUAUAUUUCUUGUAAGAAUUAAUGAUACAUUGUGCAGUUAACACUGCUUCUGAUAAACACCCAGAAUUGCUAAUUAAAUCAGAAUCCCUAUUUGACAGAUACAGGGGUAGAUUUAAGGGUGAGGGCACCCCUAGGCGCAUUAGCAACAGCCCUCCCACCCCGCCUAAUUUUAUUGUUUUCAUUGAUUGUUUAUAAGCCCUCAUUUGAUGAUAGCCAAUUAAAUAGAACAAUAAAAAGCCAUAAUUUCAUUUUUUUUAAAUGUUUAUUAGUGUAUGUAUGCAUAUUUACUAAGUAGGACAGAUUACAGUGGCAGUAUGUGCAUGUCCUACCCAUUUACACUCCAUUCAAGAUGGCAUAUGGUACAGUACAGUGGAAAUAUUUAGCCGUUACUGGUACAUUUCAGUCUGACCGUACCAACACAAGUAUGCAAGUGCCGCCCCCAAACAAGUGCCGCCCCUAGGCACGUGCCUCACGUGCCUAAUUGGAAAUUCGCCACUGGACAGAUACAUUCUCUCUUACCAGCUGCUUCUUUUCUUAGUGUUUUGCAGGGCUCUUGCAUUUCUGUGGUAUAAAGUCUUUUUUGCUCACCGCAUUAUAAUGUACAUUGAGAUAGAUGUAAGCAAGAAAGCCAAUAAAAAGCAGCAAUCUCUGUUAUUACAACAUCUUAUUUAAUGAUAGUUAAGUUGUCUUGCCAGCCCCUUCCCGUCAUGGCUUCACAAUGAUGUUCGUCUGGGGCAGUGACCAAAACGACUAAGUGCUGUUGGAAAACAGCUGCAUGUAGUAGCCUUUAGGACUACUGUAAGAAGAAUGGAUGGUUAUGGGAUAUUUUCACGCUAAUCGGUAGAGUAGCUUUUUGGUGUUGAAGCUGCGAGAUAACUCUGUGUGAUUUUGAUGUAAGAUAAGCAAUCCCUGCUUCUAGUGUUUUUAUAGAUCAGCUUCCUUUGUAUAGAGAAAUAAUGAAUCCCAGCCACAGACGUACAUUUUCUAGUCCUGCUUUGACAAAUCUGUUUACAGCUGAAUAAUAUAAUAUUUAGUACAUUAAAUAGACCCUUCUAUAACAUGGAUUUAAAAAGAUUGUACAAAUACAGUUACAGUAUAGUCGGCACAUCAGGGUGAAGAGUAAAAGCCUCUGGGGCCUUUCAGAAAAGGUGUGUUUAUACUGACAGAUCAUGUGACAAUUAGAUUGCACACAGGUGGACUUCAUUUCACUAAUUAUAUGACUUCUGAAGGUAAUUGGUUGCACCAGAACUUUUGAGGGGAUUCAUAGCAAAGUGGGUGAAUACAUAUGCACAUGCCAAUUUUCAAAUUUAUAUUUAUAAAAAUUCUUAUUUAUAUAAAUUUUUCUCAUUUCACUUCACCAACUUAGACUAUUUUGUGCAUAUCCAUCACAUAAAAUUCAGAUAAAUAAUAAAUAAAUUACAGGUUGUAAUGUAACAAAAUAGGUAAAAAGCCAAGGGGGGGGAAUACUUUAGCAAGGCACUGUAUGAUGACCCUUCAGAGACAGGUCAUUAAAACCAUUAGAAAAUUAAAUUAACUCUUAUAGAUAAAUAUUGCCAUGAAUAGUAAAAGUGAUAAUUAUUUUAUUAUUGAGUCUUCCUGUUACUUAGUUUAAACUACAACCACCUUUUGAGUUCAUAAACUUUUAGAGUAUUUAACUAUUAUAUGAAGUCUGGUAUUGUUUCCUGUUGAAAUCACACUUUUAGGUUAAAUUAUAUUUAUAUCAUCUUGGUUUUCAUUGCAGCAAGAAAUAAAUGUAUUAUGCAUGAGCCUGCUAGAAAAAGACAAGUAGCAUUAUAAUAAUUCUUUUUAGAACACGCUAUGUUUUUUGUUCAUGUAAGAACACAUUAUAUUUUAGGGAAAAGAUAAGACCUAAUUUACUAAGUGCACUAGAUGUAUAUAGAAAAAUACCUUGGUCUUAUCUGUUUUGCGCUUUGUGUAUGGGAAGGCAAUUCAGGCCUUGUGUUCAUGUGUUAACGUCAUUAUCUGUAGUUCUGUAGUUAUAGUAGCACUUGUUAAUUUUACAUAUAUAUUUUCUUGCAUGGAUAUGACCCCAUUUAUUAAUGUGAAACUUGGCACACUGGGCCCAGUGACUUCCAGCACUACAAACUGAGUAAUAAUUUUUAAAAGUCAUCGUUCUUACUGUAUAUUUAGUCCACAGGGAGCUUAUCUUAGUGUUUUAUGAGUAGAUCUUCUCGAGCAUAGAUUUAAAAAGAUGACAUGUACUGUAGGGGAAGAAGUGAGGGAGAGAGGGAUGGUAUCAUUGGCUAGCAUAGUCUGAUAACAAACUGCACUACAGCCUAAGCUUUUCUUACUCCAACCAUAUGCCAUAUCCCAUGUUUUUUUUGCAUCUAUGGUAUUAGCAAAUAUUACUUUGCCUCCUCCUUUCUCAAAAUUGGAUCAACUAUUCUCUUUAUAUUAAACAGGACAAUCUCAUUGUUUAUACUUCAAAUUAUGACUUUGCUAUUUUUGUUGCAGCCAAGGUGAUUUACCGCAUAUGGCAAUAUAUUUAGGUGGAUGUUAGCAGUAAUUGCAUUGACAUUUCCUUCUUUUACCAACCACCUAUUUUGCUCAGUAAAAAUAAUAACAGGAUUGUUUUUUGGCCAGAAGGUACAGUAUUUAGUCUGUGGCUCCAAGCUGUUUUGAGUCUUGCAGUUCCACAUCUGCUGGUAAGGCAUGGUUUCCUUAAGCUACUAUGGGGUCUAUUCAAUGCAUGUCGGAUCCUCUCCAGUGCAGUAUUCAAUUAUCGGGCAUUUCCAACAGGUUUUGCCUGUUUUCGACAAUGCUGAUCCGACUUUUUUUUAAGUCGGAUCAGCAUUGUCGAAAAUGGGCCAAAAAACUGUCGUAAUUGGCCGCUAAUUCGACAAAAACACGUGUAUCUGCUGCUAAUCCGCCGAUUCAUGUGUUUUCCGACAAGUCGGAAAAACAGCAGCACCACUGAAUAGGUUGAAUCCUGAUUCGACCAAAAAAAGUCGGAAAUUGCAGUCUUUCCGACUUGACGGCAGUUCUGACUUCAAUUGAAUAGACCCCUAAUGCUUUAUACCAAUAAUGGGCAACAUUUAUCUCUUUAUCUGUAGUGUAGUAUCAGGAUGCUUUAUUUUGUGAGGAAAGUUCUGCUACAGUGGAAGUAUACAAUUACCCUUUCUAAGCUAUUUGUGUUUGUUUACCAUAUGUAAAGAUAAAAUGCUUUUUAAAAUAUAUUUGAUUGCACUUUGCAUAUAAUUUUUUGGGAAUGGAAAAGCAAAAUGUAUACAAAAUAAUUAGGGUUUAAUUAAUUUUGUUCAUUUUUAUGUAAUGUCCAUGGUGACUUAUCUAAAUAAUUGCAGCAUGUGACAAAUGAAAGGCAAAUAUGGGUUUGAUAGAACAUAGUUGUUACAGGUAAGGUUGGCCAUAAGUGAUUUCCUAGCUUUAUACAGUAAGUAAUGUUUGCGAGCCUGUGUACAGGACACUAUCUUUGUGUAUUUGUAAUCCCCAGUCUUGUUCUAUUACUGUGUUUGUUGCCAAUUGUAAAAUACUGUGCUGUGUAGCGGCACUACAUAAAUGGUAAAAAUAAUACUUAUAAUGUACUGUGCUGUGCUUCCUGCUGUCAUUGGUAUUUCAGUGCUAUAAGCCUCUAUCUCCAUUGGUCUCUGGCUUCAAGCUCCCUGACAGCAGUUAAGUGGCUAACCACAGUAUGGGCUAUAACAAUCAAUUAGUUACAGCUGUCAAAAGUCAGAAUAUUCAUCUCUUCUGUCGCAGAGGACAGGUGGCACUGGGUUCCAAUAGCAUUGACAGUAUUUUAUUUUAUGUCAAGGUCACCACAGAAGCCAUACAAUGCCUCAUUGCAUUGUUUUAAUAAAUGACAUCAUCAUUUGCACAUGUAUGAUGACAUCACAAACCCCAGAACUUCAACAUCCAAAUAAUAGACUGAUUAAAAACUUGUGCCAGUUCAAAAAGUGAAGGGUUGUCUAACUAGCCAGACAAGUUGCAUUUAUACUGUCAAAGUUGGCAUCUUUACAUGAAAAUCGUCUAUUUUGGGACAUCAUAAAAGCAGGAGCACAAUAAAACCCUGAUGCCCAAUUUCACAAACGCAUUAACUAUCUGGUCUCAUGUUUUCAAGCCCCUUCUCUCCUUUUCCAUGAAGUUCUGCCCUGUAGGAACUGACAUUAAUACAGAUGCCAGAAAUCCUAUCAUACAGAGCAAGGACGUCAACAAUUUAAUAAUGUUAAGUUAAUAAAGGUGGAAAAUUGUAAGAAAAAACACGUGUAAACACAUAAGACAGAUCAGAGAGCAUCUUGGGAAAUGUAGUUUCACAACAAUUGAAGUGCCGAAGGUCGAUCUAAGAAAUCCAUUUUUUUUACUAGAGCUGUACAGAGCAUCUCAUCUUUUUAUAGCUAUAUUAAUGUUACAACUUUCACAAUGUUUAAAAAGCUGACAAAAUACUACAUUAUCCACUGACGUAACUGUAACUCUGGUCAUAGUGUCAGAUUCAUAAUGUUUAAAGCAACAGAGUUCUGUUGUAUGAGCUUAUAUGCGAACCUUUUAUGUGUGCUUCAGAUUUUUCUACAGAACUGUUUGCAUCAUUUACCUGCCAAUGAACAGAAAUGCACAUCAGAUGACCCUCAGAUAGGGCAACUUACAACUCUACAAGCGUAAUAAUCUUUGUGUAUAUCCCUAGUGCCCUUCAUAGGGAUUUUCCAAGUCUCAUCUGAGGUGCAUAUCUAUUCUCUUUAAUACCAGGUGAAUAGAAUAAAGCACUGGAGGGGAGUUAGCCGCAUGCAUGUACAUACCACAAGGCUGCAUUAGCAAACUCUCAUCUCUGGCUGCCUGCACAGACAUGAUUAGAGCAUGUAUAAGUGCAGCUCAUAGGUUUUGCAUGCCAAAGAUAUACUUUUCUUUCCUUCUUUCUUUACAAAUGUACACACAUUUCAAAUUUAUAUAACUGAUUGUCACUGUUAGUUGUUAGUGACCUCUAACUGUACAAAGACGUUUAAACUCACUUUGUCCUUAGAAACAGAACACACCAGCGCUUAUAAGGUGAAUUUUUGUACAUAGUAUAAAUAUAUGUGUACAGUACAUACGUGCAUGAUUGAUAAAGCCAUUGUCAAAUCAUUAUACUACUCAUCAGUUUAAUUGUGGGGCCAUCAAUAAGCCUAUUGUAUUAUUUUACAUGAUUGUAACACAUAAUUUAGUUACACCAAAUUUACUCAGUUACUUGGUAACAUAACUGCGGUGUAAGAUGUAGCUAUAUGAGCCGGCAAUUACUGCUGAUUCCUGUAAACAAUACAGCAUGAGUACUCUUACAGGUACCAAAAAUGUCUGCAUACAGUAUACUGACAGAAAAAAAUUACGGAACUCUAAAGCUUUUUGUAGUCAUAAUAAUACUUAAUGACUCUUUGAAGCUGUUUUUUUGUAUCAUUUUAUUUGAAUAAAGUAUUACUAUUGCCACAUUUUUUUUACUGUCACUUUUUUUCUUCCAUUUAUCUAUUUCAAUAAAAACUUUGUAUUUUUUUAAGUAGGAUUCACCGUUACAUAUUCAAACAAUUCCACAAGGUAUCCUUGUUUUAAUGAGCAUGUUAUUCUUUGUAAAGUUUUCGUAAGUUGAAAUGUUUUGUACAGACCUUAACUGUUACAAUGUUUAAGCAAUUAAUACCAUUCUGUGGUUCUAAAGUCUGAAAAUCCCUUUUUUAUUUGCAUUUAUUUUUUUAUUUUAUUUUUUUGCUUUGAAUGUAUGCAAUUUUAACCUGCCUGAUUUUUGCUUUGUAUUUAAUGUGUUGCACAAAUUACUUUUUAAUCUUUUAUUUUAUUCAUGACAAAGAAAAUCUGUAAUUCCAAUGUAUAAAAAAAUGUAAUGGUUUUAGGACAGGGAGGGGGGUAUUAUGCCCUCAUGUGCUAAAAUGAUUUUACCUUUCUGCUGCUGCAAAAGGCUCCAGAAAAGCUUUCCCAAAUUAAGCGAUGCCGACUUCUGUGGCAGCUGGAGGUUUAAGUGCAGUUCUGAUGUUUUUAAAUACUAUGUCUAUGUAUAAAUAAGUUGUCUAAACUGGUAUGUCUGAAUCUCUCAUAGAGGGAUUAAUUAUGCUGCCGGAACAACAAAUUAUUUAAAAAAUGGUUAAAUAAAAUUUUUAUGAAACAA
Messenger RNA from Pseudophryne corroboree (corroboree frog), 16089 nucleotides. RefSeq names its product ALF transcription elongation factor 2 (gene AFF2). The record is from RefSeq and is a predicted model, not a curated record. The coding region runs from base 166 to 3942 and encodes 1258 amino acids. The transcript has 21 exons. NCBI's taxonomy places the organism in Eukaryota, Metazoa, Chordata, Amphibia, Anura, Myobatrachidae. Gene Ontology annotation, biological process: regulation of RNA splicing. Gene Ontology annotation, molecular function: G-quadruplex RNA binding. Gene Ontology annotation, cellular component: nuclear speck; nucleus.